AAGAAACGUCUGCCGACAAUGCAUGUCUGAGAGAGAGAACCACCGAGACAGCCUGCCUGAGAGAGAGAGAGAACUGCUGAGACAGCCUUACUUGUUGUGCCAAUAUCUUGUAUUUGAAUUAGAGGGAGAAAGGGGGAGAGACUACGACUCUGGAUACCAACAGGGUAACCAGAAGGAAGAUACGGGGGCUGCGAGACAUCCAGGGACGGGUAGAGACACGUCUGGUGGCAAGUGACAAAAGAAGGUGACAUAUUGUCGUGGACACCAGAUAACUUGACCCCAAAUCUGGACCGGAGAGGACACUGGUGAAACCCCUGUGCUCAGAAAGAUGGCGGCCAAGGACUACGACCAUUUAUUCAAGCUUCUGCUAAUUGGAGAUUCUGGUGUGGGGAAAAGCAGCCUCCUCCUGAGAUUCUCCGACAAUUCCUUCUCUGGAAGCUACAUAACAACCAUCGGAGUGGACUUUAAGAUCCGGACUAUUGUUUUGGAUGGAGAACGGGUAAAACUGCAGAUCUGGGACACGGCGGGUCAGGAGAGGUUUCGGACCAUCACCUCAACGUAUUACAGGAACACUCACGGGGUCAUUGUGGUUUAUGAUGUCACCAACCCAGAAUCCUUCAUAAAUGUGAAAAGAUGGCUGCACGAAAUCACUCAGAAUUGUGAUUCUGUGUGCACAGUGCUCGUGGGUAAUAAAGAUGACGACUCCUCCCGAAAACGUGUUGAAACUGUGGACGCAAAAAGGUUCAGCGACCAGAUGGGAGUCCGAAUGUUUGAGACGAGUGCAAAGGAGAACCGCAAUGUAGAGGAGAUGUUCAUGACGGUCGCCCGGUUGGUCCUGAGGAUGAAGAAGGAGAGUCAGGCCAGACUGCGACCUGCCGAGGUGGUGACCAUCACCAAGACCAAGAAGAAACCACACGUCAAGAGAUGCUGCUGAGGGCCCCACCAGGAAGAACUGGAAAUGGACUGAUGUGUGAGGAGAGAUGGGGGAAGUUGGGUGCUACACAGGAGACGAUGGGUGUUAUUGUUCAGACUGUGGGUCCGUGGAGAAGAGGAGCAGUGGAUGAUAGAGCGUGGUCACUCUAGGAACAGCAGAGAAUAGGGGUUGUAGUCGACGUGAUGGGUAUGGUAUGACUCCAGGAAUGACAGAUAAUGGGGGUUGUAUUCUACGUGGUUGGUUACUAUAAGACCCUUAGGGAUAACAGAGAAUGGGGGUUGUAGUCAAUAUGAUGGGGCAUUGUAUUGCUCCAGGAAUGGCAGAGAAUGGGGGUUGUAGUCCAUAUGAUGGGGCAUUGUAUGGCUCCAGGAAUGACAGAUAAUGGGGGUUGUAGUCCAUAUGAUGGGGCAUUGUAUGGCUCCAGGAAUGGCAGAGAAUGGGGGUUGUAGUCCAUGUGAUGGGGCAUUGUAUGGCAGAGAAUGGGGGUUGUAGUCCACGUGGUUGAAUACUAUAGGACCCUUGGAAUAACAGAAAAUGGGGGUUUUAUUGAAGGUUGUGGGACAUGGUAGAGAUUGGGGGUUGUAGUCCAUGAGGUGGGGUGAUUCAUUUGUUUAUCCUUCCCAGCAUUCCCUCUGCUUUCAUUGACCAAUCGGAGCGCUGCGCUGCGGCUGCCGUGUAUCCUGAACAGGAAUAUUCGCUAUUUUUGCAUUCCGAUAAUUAACAGAUGAUAAUAAAGGCGAUUUUUCUAGA
Bufo bufo (common toad) is the source of this 1684-nucleotide messenger RNA. Its product is annotated as ras-related protein Rab-35-like. Lineage: Eukaryota; Metazoa; Chordata; Amphibia; Anura; Bufonidae. Gene Ontology annotation, molecular function: GTPase activity; GTP binding. The record is from RefSeq and is a predicted model, not a curated record. Gene Ontology annotation, cellular component: endosome membrane; plasma membrane. Gene Ontology annotation, biological process: endocytic recycling. Bases 329 to 934 code for a protein of 201 amino acids. The transcript is spliced from 6 exons.